UGUGCUAUCCAAUAGUUAUUUUAUUCUUUGUACCUGUAUUUAUACCGGUCAUAUCUUGUACUAUGGCCCCCACUCACAUCCUGGUGACUCGUGCAGGUCCUUGCUUCGACUCCGUGAAGACUCCUGUGACAGUUGCAGAAAUGAGUUUGUCCACACUAGGGUACGACUCGUUGCUGAGCGGAGAGUUUAAUAUCAGCGAAGAUAUCGAUAAUGGAUGGAAGAUAAAGGCUACAAUGCAGAAGUGCGUGGACAUUCGUAACAUGGAGUCGUGUGACUUCCUGAGGUCCUUCGACCUGGUGAACAGUGGCUGCGCAGAUGAAGAGAGUGAACAGGGAUUGUAUCGAAUGCUGUUCCACUAUGCACGUCCAAAGCUAGACUGCCCCGUACAGGCUGGUCGCUAUAUGCUGGUAGACUUUCCACUCUUCACCGAGGACAACGACCUGGUGGUGCCCGAGUCCAAGAUCUCCACUAGUGUCUUUGGAUACACGUUCAGAUUGGAUGGUUUUAUUGAACGACCGCGUCGGCAGAUAUUCUGUUUAGAAGCACGCUUGCAGUUGUUAUACAUUAGAAAGCACAACUGGAUCGAGAACAAACAUAUUAUCAAGGAGACUACUCUAAGGCCACCGACUACAGUCAGUGAAGAAGAAGAUGAAUAAAUAAGAGAGGCCAGAGAAAAAAGUGAGAAACUUCGACGUAAUUACCAAUGUUAUAGAUAACGUCGUCCUAAAUUCUUGGAACGAACCCUUACGUGUUUUUAAAAUAAUCGAAACGAGAGCGCGUUCGGCGCUCCGAUUGGUUGGUUCAUUCGCACUGGCCAAUCGGAGCUCCUCGUUUCGUUUUCGUUCAACGUAAAGCGAACUCAUACUAUGGGUACUGAUUUGUAUCGUAUGUUACUCUAGCUGAAUAUGUA
Spodoptera frugiperda (fall armyworm) is the source of this 910-nucleotide messenger RNA. RefSeq lists its product as uncharacterized. The record is from RefSeq and is a predicted model, not a curated record. NCBI's taxonomy places the organism in Eukaryota, Metazoa, Arthropoda, Insecta, Lepidoptera, Noctuidae. The coding region runs from base 63 to 656 and encodes 197 amino acids. The transcript is spliced from 4 exons.